AUGGCGGAAGCACCACAAGUCGCGCUUGCGGAUGGCAUUGAGGUAUCCGACAAGCCUGUGCUGCAUUCAUCCACAAGUGAUGUCUCGAAGACGAAGUACAGCCUCGACGGUGUUGACGACGGGGAAGCCGGUGACGAUAUCUACGACCAAGCAAAUCCGUCGCGGCCAGGAUUUACAAGGUCGGAUCAGAAGGAUAUGUGGCGGAUGGGAAAAGUUCAAGAGUUCAAGCGAAACUAUCGCCCUCUCUCAGCGCUGAGUUUUGCGACUGUUCUGGCUGCUGUGUGGGAGUACCUCUUGAUGGCGAAUACUCAAGGGCUGGAAAAUGGUGGAUUGGCUGGUCUGUUUUGGGCCUACGUAUGGAAUUUCAUCGGAUUCAGUUUCGUUGUUCUGUCUUUGGCUGAAAUGUCAUCGAUGGCACCCACAACUGGAGGCCAAUAUCAUUGGGUUUCCGAAUUCGCGCCUCCUAAACACCAAAAGUUUCUCAGUUAUAUCACAGGCUGGAUGUCAACUUUGUCAUGGCAAGCAGGAAAUGCUUCCGGGUCCUUCCUCACAGGAACGAUUGUCCAGGCACUUCUCGUAGUCAACUACCCAAACUACCAACCCACAGCUUGGCAAGGAACCCUGUUCGUCUUCGCCAUGGUAUUGGUCCUCUUCAUCGUGAACAUUUGGGGUGCACCAGUCUGGGCAUUGAUCCAGAACGGCUUGAUGGUCUUGCACAUCUUGUUUUUCCUGGUCGUCAUAAUCGUGCUUUGGGUCAUGGCCCCUCAUCAGAGUGCGAAGGCAGUGUUCACAGAAUUUUCCAAUGAGGGUGGUUGGUCUUCAAUGGGCCUCAGCAUCUUGGUUGGACAGAUAACGGCAAUUUAUUCGCUGCUGGGUUGCGACGCAACUGCCCACAUCGCCGAAGAGGUCAGAGACGCUGGUCGAUAUGUCCCAAUUUCCAUUUUCUGGAGUUAUAUCGCCAAUGGAGUCAUGGCCAUCAUCUUCCUUGUCACCUACCUUUUCUCUAUCGAGAGUGUCGACGAUGCACUCAGUGAUCCAACUGGAUACCCUUUCAUCUACGUCUUCAGGAAUGCGAUGUCCAACCAGGGGGUUACCGCACUUACCAUCAUUGUCCUCCUCAUCGUUAUUGCAGCAAACAUCUCAUGGAACGCCUCGACAGCUCGUCAAACCUUCGCAUUUGCAAGAGACAGCGGCCUCCCCUUCUCCAAGUGGAUAGGGCAUGUGAGCACCACGAAGCAACUCCCUGUAAACUCUAUUAUCCUCACCUGCGUAAUUACCUGCCUCCUCUCCCUCAUAAACAUCGGCUCCUCCACAGCUUUCAACGCCAUCAUUUCCGUCCAAAUCGUCGCAAUCAUGCUAACGUACUGCAUCUCUAUGUGCUGCGUUCUCUAUCGCCGCGUUGCGCACCCCGAGCUCAUUCCAAAAGCACGCUGGAGCCUCGGUCGCUGGGGAGUGGCUGUCAACCUGAUCGGCAUUGUCUACGUCACGUUCAUCUUCUUUUGGUCCUUCUGGCCGCAACAGGUACCAGUCACGGCGCAGAACUUCAACUGGGCUGUUGUGCUUUUUAUGGGUACGCUGAUCAUAUCUCUGAUCAUGUAUGUUGUUCAGGGAAGAUAUGUGUACAAGGGCCCAGUCACAAUCAUCAAGGCUGCGAGGGUGGAAUAA
Molecule: messenger RNA, 1665 nt
Organism: Hyaloscypha bicolor E
Lineage: Eukaryota; Fungi; Ascomycota; Leotiomycetes; Helotiales; Hyaloscyphaceae
Product: putative GABA permease
Exons: 6
Coding region: 1-1665 (554 amino acids)
Biological process (GO): transmembrane transport
Cellular component (GO): membrane
Molecular function (GO): transmembrane transporter activity
Source: RefSeq, a predicted model, not a curated record